UCGUAUGCACGCAGCAGUGCAUGUAUGUACAUGUAUAUCCACUACGGACAUUGCCUAGCAAACGGCCGCACAAAUCUUAGUGAAGCGUCUCCUGCAGACAACAUGUUAAUCGUGUGUGUUCCCUUGUGAAUGCAGACUAUAGCAGUAUUGGAUUUAUCGACCUCGCAAACACCAAAGUCAUAUGACGCCGAGGGCCAAGAAGACACCGCCAAAAAGUAGGAACUGUAUCAAAUAAACUUUUAAUAGACGGUUGACACUAUGAUGCUGUUUACGCUUGCAUUCUUUGCUGUUUUACUUCCGUAUGGCAAGUCAACGGAUACGUCAUAUAGAAAGACGAGGGAGUCUAAUGCUUCCGCGUGCCAUGUGGAUGACAUUCCUGUCGUUGUUUUUCAAUGUCCUGUCCUUGAUUCCGGACAUGUCCUACAUGGGGAACAUUGCCAGGUUACAGAUGUGACUGGACAGAGACAAUCAUAUAUUGUGAAGUGCGUCCAUGGUAGCUGGAUUAACGACCAAGCAGGUAUAGCCCCUAAACGCAGUAAAAGGCAAUGGACAGCGGUAGGUGGUUCUACAGGAGCAGUGAUUGGGACUGUGGCGGUUGGACCAAUCGGUGCUGCAGUUGGAUUAAUAAUUGGCGGCGUUGCUGGAAUAUUUUGUGAUCUAUUCUGUCCAAAAUUGUUUUCACCGCCACCGAAUACACCGUCACCGAAUACACCCCCAACAAUCCAAUGGGACAAACCGACGACAUCUGAGUAUUACGCUAAUCCUGGAAAUACUUUUGCUGUUGUGAAGUGGUAUUCUCCUACAGCUUCUGACAAGCAAGACGGCAACAUAAGCCCUAAGCAGACGUCUGGGCUCUCUUCCAAUUCUGAGUUUCCAAGAGGAAAGCACACAAUAAUAUACAAGGCCGAGGACUCGAGUGGUAUGAAGGCAUUUAGCCAGUAUACAUUCCGUGUUAUUGUUCGUGUCUGUAAAAGCGUACUACCGAAUCCUGCCAACGGACACAUAUCGUGUGAGCACCCCGAACGAAUAGCUGGCACUGUAUGUAACUACAACUGCGUUGAUGGCUAUAGACUUAGUGGAUACAGCUCCAGAAUAUGCCAAACAGAUGGAACAUUCAGUGGUCAAGCUCCUACUUGUCAAAUUAAAACCUGUCCAAAUUCUACGCAUAUCUAUCCACGGCACGGACAGCCAAUAUGCUCUACAAGUGGGUUCGUGUACAAGACAGUGUGUAAAACAAAGUGUGAGAAUGGAUACAAAGUGCCAUCAUCCGAUGUUUUCUUUGCGACUUGUCAGAGCACAGGACAGUGGAGCAACACUCUUUCCGCGUGUAAAGAUUCGGAACCUCCAUCUAUACUUGAUUGUCCUGGGACGCAGUAUGUAUAUGCAGACAGAGGACUUGAGACUGCUGUUAUAUCAUGGAAUGUUCCGACCGUAACGGACAAUUCUGGAGAGCUUAUAACAGCCAUACAGACAAAAGGGCAAUCUCUGGGAAACAAGUUUACAAUUGGUUUCAUGGAAAUACGUUAUACGGCCACCGAUUCAUCUGGAAACAAAUCACCUGAUUGCAUUUUUUCAGUCCGUGUUGAUCAACAAAUAUGUGAUCCUCCUAAAAUUAUCGAUUCGUACAUGAACAUAGAUUGCGCGAAUGGGUUCUCGUAUGGAUCAAAUUGCUCUUUAACCUGCCGUGGAAGUUAUCCAUUGAUUGGAAAUGAUCGGAUAUCCUGCGAGAGAAACACAACAUAUCCAAAGGUAGUUUAUUGGGAUAUGGGUACCGACGAGCAACCUUACUGCAAGCAAAAUAAGUGUCCCGAGCUACAGCCUCCUAUCCACGGGGCACUCAUAUGCGAUAAGUGGAUGUUUGGUGUCCAAUGCAUGAUGCACUGCAAUGAGGAUUACGACCUACCUGCCGGGACAGGUGGUGGACGUAUAGCUAGAUUCACCGGUCAAUUCACUUGCUCCAUCAGCUCUGGAAAGUGGAGUCCUGUCGAAACAGUUCCAGGCUGUACAGUGUUAAGCAAUCCUCUGAAAUCAUACCUGCCAGGAGAACUAUAUUACUUUACUGGAGUUUGCACUAACAUUUCAUCACAAAAGAAGAUAAAAGAAAAUUUUAUGUCCGAAAUGCAGAAUUUGCAACAGGAUCCUGGCUGGAAGGGUAUUUGUCCUAACGAUUGUAACGUAGACAAUGUAGAACUGAAAUGUGGCACAGUGCGUCGGCGACGAGAUGUUUACAAGAAAAGACUGACACGGCAAACAAAUACUGCUUCAGUAUUGGUAACAUUUAACAUAGUUGUAAAAUGGAAAAAAUAUGGUAACAGUACAAUGGAUACUUUUAACCAUUUACAAACAAAAGCUAAAUCACUUGGGUUGCUCAUUGAAGAAAAAGUACAGAGUGGUUCCUUAGAUGUGGAAGCAGCUGAAGUCGAUAAGACAUCUUUCCAGACGGGUUUUGCAGCUAUAAAAUGUGAACCGGGUCGAUACCCACGAUAUUCGACUCUCACUUGUGCCUCAUGUUCCUUGGGUUCCAUUUACGAUGAUGAGGAAUGCACUGAAUGCCCAAAAGGGUCUUACAGAGAGGAUGACAACAUUGUUACAUGUACGACAUGCCCUCCUGGGACAUCUACUGUAUCCUCUGGGACGAUUAAUUAUACAGACUGUGUGUCAACGUGUAAACCAGGUUACUAUUCAUUAACCGGGGUGAUUCCUUGUACACCUUGUUCGAGAUUCCAUUAUGGUGCUGACGUGAUGGCUACCCAAUGUGAACAAUGUGGCCCAGGGUUAAUGACCAUGUCAUCUGCAAGUACUGACAUCUCAGAAUGCAAAGUGUAUGAUGCAGUUAUUGGAGGAGGUUUGUUAUCCGAUACAAUCGGAAAAUUACAGGACGGGGCUGACAGUGUUACCCUUGCAUUAUGGAUUAAGAUUCCAGUAAACCAUGAUGUGUCCCUCCAUGUCACAAUCAACGACGGCACAGACGCCACACAAAUUGAUAUCGGAAAAGGGAUCAACAUCACGCUAUACAGAACAUAUCAACAAACGGAUGCUGUGUUGAAGGCUGGUUCAUGGCAACACGUUGCUUUGGUGAUUGAUUCAAAGUCAAAUGAACUCGAAGUGUUUGUCCAGGGCAGUGUACAAUUUACUUCACCUAUAGUAUCAGUUAAUGGGAUGUGGCGUGUUGGUGAUUCUGAAGUCCUGUUAUCUAGUUCUGGCACUUCCGACAUACAUAUCUCGGGUCUACUUCUGACAAAUACCGCUCUAGAAGAAGCUGACAUACAAUCCCUGGCAACAACCUGUUAUCACACGAGAAACGGAGCUGUGACUAUGGAGGGAUUUAAGUAUGCAGAAUCGAAUUACAUCGAGUUAGUUUCACCAAGUAUUUGUGAUACUGAUGCCAACUGUGAACCAGACCCUUGCAACAGCCAUACCUGCAUUGGCGGUCUUGAUGGAUUCACUUGUCGCUGUGAUGGGGGAUUUACCGGCGAUAAGUGCCAGAUUUCUCCUGACUAUUGCAAGAACCACCAAUGUGAAAACGGGGCCACCUGUCAUAACCUGCGUUAUAAUUAUACUUGUUCGUGUACCACUCGAUUCAAAGGAAUUCUUUGCGACUACGAAAUUGUUGACGGAGGCUGGGCGUCCUGGAGUAAUUGGUCUGAUUGCUCAAAGUCCUGUGACGGAGGAAAUAGGACACGACAACGAGAAUGUAACGACCCCUAUCCAGACCCAGAUGGAACGCCUUGUACAGGCGAACAAAUAGAAUUGGAGCCUUGUAACGAAGAAUCGUGUCCUGUUUGUCCCAAACCGCCUCGUUCUUAUGGAACUGAGAUGGAUUGUAACGUAACAAGCGAUUUAACAACUUGCCAUGUCCGAUGUCGAGACGGACUUUGGUUUGCACCUGGUUUUCCACCCCUACCUGAAUACAAAUGUGGGAUGGAGACCUCUUAUACAUGGAAUGGGAAACCACCUUCAUGUUCAGAUAUAUACUAUCCGGAGAAUAUUAAAACUGUUACCAAGAUAACGUAUGAAUCAGCAAAUUUGUGCAAUAAAGGAGAAGAAAUGAAGGCUGCACUUCUGGAGAAAUCCCUUGACAAUAUUGAUUGUGCAGCAACAAAAACAUGCACGGUGGAUAUAUCUACAGAGGGUUGCAUUGUUCGAUCAAAGAGUUCCUUGAGUGCACCAACGACUGUGAUUGUAUUACAAGUACCCUUAGAGGGACAAGGUGAUCAGAUUUCCAUUAAAACAUCAGGAACAGAUGUCAGUCCGACUAUGAAAGUCCUCUUGCAAGCUAUUGGUACUCUUGAGAAUUCAACCAGACAGUUCAAUACGAGUACAGACAUUUUGAAGAUUGAGGUCGAUGGUCAGGAGUAUGAUGCCUUUGACGUUGAAUCAUAUGGCAAGGUUGAUUGCAGAGACGGAAAAAUCCAGUUAGAAGCAUUGUGUACCGAUUGUCCACACGGUACUUAUAAUACAGACAGUAGUGAGUGCAUUCCUUGUCCGUAUGGGACUUAUCAGGAUACCGCUGGAUCCACUUUCUGUAAGAAAUGUCCGGAUGGAUCUUCUACACCACUCCUAGGGUCGUCGGAUAUUUCCGACUGCUCAACUACCAUACCUGUUAAAGAGGAAAUUCCUCCUGAGAAACAUGACGUAAGAGUCAUCAUUGGCGGUACCUUAGGUGCUCUCAUUCUUUGUGGUGUAAUCGUCGGCAUUGCUGUAUGGCUGAAUUUGAGGCGGAAAGGAAAAUAUUACUUCCAAAACCAGAGGUCAUAUAAAGACGUGCGACCACGGAAACGAAGGGAAACAAAACUUGAAGAAAUAUAACUUGGAGAAACAAUACCACUAUCAGACAAUACUACGACAGACGCAAAAGCAUGUGCCAAUAAUUGAAGCCUCGAUCGGACUUGCUUUCUACAAAUUUUGCUGACAUUUGAACCCCUGUGGAGAUAGGUUAUGGACUCAGAGCGUCGCUGUCAACAUUAUAUAAACACAUAAUAAUUGUGUGGAUACUUGCCAUCUCCCUUUGCAUUCGUGUUCCGCUUAUAAACGUGUUUAUUUGGGUAUUUUUUGUUUAUUUGGGGUUCAAUAUCCCUUGCAACACCCGAGGUCAUAUAAAGACGUGCGACUAUGGAAACUCCGUCGAAAAGAAUAGGGAAGUUAUUGAAGAAAGAUACAGAUUCCAUGUUUUGCAUUUGGGCAAAUGAUUCAUUUUGGUUUCGUUAAUGCCCCCAAGUAAAAAACGCAUACGAAAACCCCCGAUUGUGUAGAAGGGGGAGGGGUGAACAAUUUGUUAUAUAUCACUAUACCCCUUUGUGUUAUUUUGUGCAAUCUAGAAAAGCUAUACCCUUCAUUAUUUGUUUGAUCUUCAACAGAGGUCGUAAAUAAGAUUAAAACAGAUAUCCUUUAUGUACAUUUGGAAGAACUGUAAUUAUUAAUUAAUGCAAAUGUAACUAAAUAGAUAUAACUUUUUUUUCGAUGCAUGCUGAUAUGUUAAAUAGCUUUUUAUCACAUGAUAAGGAAAUACACUCCUUUUUGGUUUUUUAUAAUCUAUAUACAAGCAAUAUCUUACAAUGUAAUGAUUAUACAAUCAUAUAAUGUACUGAUUGUAUAAUCCAUGACAUAUUAAAGCAAUUUCUUCUUGUGACAAGUCGGUAUGUAAAUGGGUUUUUUUUAUCAUAAUUUACUUUGUUUAACUAUUCAACUGAGGAUUAAUUUUGGUUUCGUUAAUGCCCCCAAGCAAAAAACGCAGACGAAAACCCCCGAUUGUGCAGGAGGGGGAGGGGUGCACAAUUUGUUAUUUGGGCAAUGUAGAAAAGCUAUACCCUUAAUUAUUUGUUUUAUAUUCAACAAAGGUUGCAAAUAAAAUUAAAACAGAUAUUCUUUAUAUACAUUUGGAAGAAUCGUAAUGAUUAAUUAAUGCAAAUGUAACUAAAUAUAUAUAACUUUUUUUUCGAUGCAUGCUGAUAUGUUAAAUAGCUUUCUAACACAUGAUAAGGAAAUACACUCCUUUCUGUUUUUUAUAAUCUAUAUACAAGCAAUAUCUUAUAAUGUAAUGAUUGUAUAAUCCAUGACAUAUUAAAGCAAUUUCUUCUUGUAACAAAUCGGUAUGUAUUUUUUUUAUCAUAAUUUACUUUGUUAAACUAUUCAACUGAGGAUAAAUUUUGGUUUCGUUAAUGCCCCUAACCAAAAAAUGCAGACGAAAACCCCCGAUUGUGCAGGGG
Messenger RNA from Mizuhopecten yessoensis (Yesso scallop), 6206 nucleotides. RefSeq lists its product as uncharacterized. NCBI's taxonomy places the organism in Eukaryota, Metazoa, Mollusca, Bivalvia, Pectinida, Pectinidae. Gene Ontology annotation, molecular function: calcium ion binding. The coding region runs from base 259 to 4809 and encodes 1516 amino acids. The record is from RefSeq and is a predicted model, not a curated record. The transcript is spliced from 28 exons.